Coffea arabica (coffee) is the source of this 2358-nucleotide messenger RNA. Its product is annotated as putative disease resistance protein At1g50180. The record is from RefSeq and is a predicted model, not a curated record. Gene Ontology annotation, biological process: defense response to other organism. Lineage: Eukaryota; Viridiplantae; Streptophyta; Magnoliopsida; Gentianales; Rubiaceae. Gene Ontology annotation, molecular function: ADP binding.
AAUCACUGAGAGGGAGAAGUGGUGAAGGUUUUGAAAAGGUAGGGAAGAAAAUGUUGAAAUAUUGUGGGAAUCUUCCGUUGGCUGUGGUGGUUCUGGGUGGAAUUCUUAGAACUAAAACAACCCUCAGCGAGUGGGAUGAAGUGCAUGAGAAUAUCAAAUCCUAUCUGGAUAAGGGAGAAAAAAUUGGAAAAGAAGGAGAGGUGCCAAAAGUUUUAGCUUACAGUUACUACAACCUCCCUUGGCAACUAAAACCAUGCUUCCUUUACUUGGGUAAAUUCAGGGAAGAUUCCGACAUUGGAGUAGAGAGUUUAUAUCAGAUGUGGAUAGGAGAAGGUAUGAUAUUUGAGAAUGAUAGGAGGGAGCAAGAAACAAUGAUGGAGGUUGCCGAGCGUUACUUGGAAGAUUUAGCACACAGAUGCAUGGUUGAGAUUAAAGUACAUGAGGAGGGGAAGCAUGCAGUAACAAGGUUGGAGUCAUGUCGACUUCAUGAUCUUAUGAGAGAUCUAUGCUUAGUCAAGGCAAAAGAGGAGAAUUUGUAUAAGCUGGUCGAUCGAACUACUUCACGAGAUUCUCCUCUUGCAUUUGAAGCACAAUAUGGUUUAGUCCUUCAUUUGCUUCCAGAAGAUAUCUCUGAAUACAACUUUCCACCAAAAGAACAAACUAAGCAUCUUCGCUCAUUCAUGUGUCAUUCAUUGGCAGUGCCCUAUUCUAAUCCAGGGGUGAGAAUAAUGUCCCAAGUCAAGAAUUUGAAGAUGCUUAGAGUUUUGACAAUUUUAUCCUUCCAUAUGGCCUCCCAAAGGUGUUAUCUCAAAUCACCUCUGGGAUAUGUCGGUAAGCUUAUCCAUUUGAGAUGUUUGAGAUUGAGAGGUCUUAGUAUAAACUUGCCAUAUUCUUUGGGCAAUUUAAAGUACUUGGAAACUCUCGAUUUAUCUGGUAGUUAUCAUUGUAGAAUACCAAAUGUGCUAUGGAAAUUGGGACGUUUGAGAUAUCUUUAUCUUUCGGACUGGUGGUGGAACUCUCAGCCUAAGCUGCGGUUGAGCAAGCAGCUGGAGAUACUUGAAUCAUUUAGCAACGAAUUUUGCAAUCCUGAAGAAGUAUGCAAAUUGUCGAAUCUCAGAGCUUUCAAAGCAACAGUGUAUAAAAAUUUUGAGGACUUGGAACACGUCAUCAAUCAUAUAUCAAACUUGGAUUGCAUACGCAUUAGCUCACUUACAAUCAAUAGUUGUGAUUUUGGCCGGACCAACUCCAACAAUUCCAAUGACAGCAACGGUAGUUUGGAUGUUCUUUCAAGGGUGUUGUUUAGUAGGAACAUUCAUAAAUUAUUGAUCGUGAAUAGUUUCUGCAAAAAGUUACCGGAUUACCAAUCCCGUAUGUCUCCUGAUCCUGCAGGCCUUACUGAAUUAAGGCUGCAGUGUACUAAAAUUGAGGAAGACUCAAUAGGAACACUCGAGGAGCUUCCUAACUUAAGACUGCUGGAACUUGGGACAUAUUCUUUUCUGGGCCAAGCAAUGAUCUGCCAUUCAGGGGGAUUUCCCGAACUAAAACAUCUCAGGCUUGAUGAUUUGGGUAACUUAAAGCAGUGGGUGGUGGAAGUAGGGGCCAUGCCUAACCUCUCAAGUUUAUGUAUUGAGGGGUGUAGAGAAUUGGAAAUGAUUCCAGAUGGGCUGAGAUGUUUAACUACCCUAAAAGAGGUAACUCUUGUGCAAAUGCCUGAAGAAUUCAACAAUAGAAUUAGGAGGAUGAAUGGUCAACAAGGAGAAGAUUAUGAUAAAAUAAGCCACGUGCCUUCAGUUAAAAUCCACAGAUUUGUUGGCGGAAUAACAGGUUAUCAAGUAGAAACUGUUUGUCCAAGCAAUCCUGUUUGACCAAGCCCCGGGUCUUGCCUUAAGAAAAUUCUACACUGAAUCUCCUGGCUUUCCCUGAUCUCAUCCGAUUCAAAUGUGAGUUUCUGUGUCAUAAGUUUCUUUGCACAUAGCAGCUGUUAUGGGACUCCAAAUGAUCUUAAACCUUUGAUAGGUCAUCCUCGUGGCAGCAAUGGGUCUAGCAUAUGACAAGGGCCAACAAGACUGUAAGCUGGUUAGAUCUUCUUGUGUAGCUAGCAUUUGUAUGUAUUGCGUGCUGCACCUUUACUUAGCUAUUAGGGAAAGAUACCAAUUUGUUAUAUGAUCCUUCACUUAUAGUGUUUGGGAAGCUCCAAGAAAAAUGUGUCAAUUUAAUUAGGAGAUAAUGUGUGAUUAUUUUUACUUUUUGGCUAGGUUCAAAGCAAGAUUCACCAAUGUGGUUGGAGGGGGCCAUCUAUGUUCUUGUAUUCUUAAGAAGAGAGGGUUAAAUUAAUAAGGAAACUUUCCCAAUUCCCUU